AUGGGUAGAAGUCCAUGUUGUGUGAAAGAAGGCUUGAAUAGGGGAGCAUGGACGGUUUACGAGGAUCAGAUUCUCAUUGACUACAUCACCACUCAUGGAGACGGGAAGUGGAAAGAACUUCCUAAAAAAGCAGGAUUGAAUCGAUGCGGGAAGAGUUGCAGGCUCCGAUGGUUGAAUUAUCUGAGGCCAGGUAUCAAGAGAGGAAACAUUUCCGCAGAAGAAGAGGAGCUUAUCAUGAGACUUCAUAGACUUCUGGGUAACAGAUGGUCGCUUAUAGCAGGAAGACUACCGGGGCGAACGGACAAUGAAAUAAAGAACUACUGGAACACCAGCCUAAGCAAGAAGUUGCGAGCAGGUGAUCAGACACCAGAAAAGCAAGUAGUUAUUAACAAAUCCAAAGGCAAGAAGAUGGUGGAAGCAGCUGGGAAUUCCGCCUUAAGCACGUUGUCCUCCAAAGUCAGCCAAGAACCACCGCGUGUGAUCCGAACCAAAGCUGUGAGAUGCACCAGAGUCUUCUUUCCACCGCAACAAGGGAGUGAGUGUCAUCAUGUUGAUGAGACGAUGAUCAAUAAAAGGGAGGAACCUGCAUUAGCUUCUUCUUCUUCGGGUUUCAACUGUACUCCGUCGACGUUGUCGUCAAUAAUCCAAGCAGACGGUGACUAUUCGAAUUUUCUGACAGACUUGGACAUUGGCGAACUACUUUCUAUGCCGGAUUUCUUGCAAUUCUGUAGUGAGGGGAUUGAUCAUCAGGAAAAUGACAAUGUGAUCAUGGAUGGAGAAGAUUUGCCUUGGUUUUCAGAUUAUCCCUUCUCUGCCCCUUAUGAGAUAAUGCUUCCAGAAUCAACGGAUGAUCGAUGUAAUACCUGA
Molecule: messenger RNA, 867 nt
Organism: Nelumbo nucifera (sacred lotus)
Lineage: Eukaryota; Viridiplantae; Streptophyta; Magnoliopsida; Proteales; Nelumbonaceae
Product: transcription factor MYB1-like
Source: RefSeq, a predicted model, not a curated record